AUGAGACCGUAUAUUACUAUAACAUCUAUCUUCAUAUUCAUAGCAACAUUUACAUUAUAUGUUAUCUAUAUUUUAAAGGAGGACUCCUCGUCUCUUAAAUUCUUUCCAACUAUAAAAACAUUACAAGAACCGUACCGAAUAACUGAUCCAAAUCAAAGAGUGAUUUUCACUGGUGAUGUUCAUGGGAAAUAUACUGAAUUUAAAGACUUGAUCGAUAAUAAAUUAAAUGGUCUCGAUGAAAAUACAUUGCUUAUACUUCUGGGUGAUUUCAUGAUUAAAGGACCAGAUUCUCGGAAAGUUGUUUCCUAUAUAUUGGAACAUAAAGACCAAAUAAAAUGUGUUUUGGGAAAUAAUGAUAUUUUAGUUCUUUUAGCGUAUUUGAACCCACAUUUACCAUUAUCUAAGGGGCGAACGAUUCAUAGUGUUCGUAAUCCAUUAAACUUCACUACAGACCAUUCAUUUACACCUCAAGAUAUCUCUAAAAUUAGUGCAAGACAUAGACAAAUUGCCAAAGAGGUUGGUUAUGUUAAUUUAUUGGCUUUAGCUCAGCAUUGUUCAGUAGCAAUUGAGGUUGAAUUGGAGUUAACAAGAGAAACUUUAUUUGGGGCUCAUGCGGGUGUUUUACCUGGAGAUUUUAUGGAUCAUGGUCCACAUAGACAUACACAUCCAUUAUCAAGCGUUAAAGCAUUGACUGAUAUGAAAUAUGUAGACGAGGAUGAUUGGACUCAUACUUCUAGAGAACCGGAUACGAAACAUAGUAUAAAAUGGUACAAAUUAUGGGAUGAAUAUGGAAGUUUGUACAAGAAUGUCACUGUAUUUUAUGGGCAUGACUCAAGAACCGGAUUGAAUUUGAGAAAGCAUACAAAAGGGUUAGAUUCUGGAUGCGCCAAAGGUGGUGAAUUGUCUGCGAUGGAAUAUAAAUACAAUGAAAAGAAAGGCAAAUACGAACAUCGACUUGUCCAAGUUGAUUGUUGA
Naumovozyma dairenensis CBS 421 is the source of this 975-nucleotide messenger RNA. RefSeq names its product putative serine/threonine-protein phosphatase (gene PPN2). Gene Ontology annotation, cellular component: cytoplasm. The transcript has a single exon. The record is from RefSeq and is a predicted model, not a curated record. NCBI's taxonomy places the organism in Eukaryota, Fungi, Ascomycota, Saccharomycetes, Saccharomycetales, Saccharomycetaceae. Gene Ontology annotation, molecular function: endopolyphosphatase activity; phosphatase activity. The coding region runs from base 1 to 975 and encodes 324 amino acids. Gene Ontology annotation, biological process: polyphosphate catabolic process.